UGGGUGUGUUUUUGUUAAAAUGGUCGUUGUUUCCUCCACCUUUAACGCGCCGGUGGAAGGAGUCCUUCUACAGAGUCCCUCAACAAAACUCCUCGUAAAUGAUCAAGAAUUGGGGACUGCUACUCUCUAUAUCACAGAACAAAACGUAGUGUGGGGUGGCGGCGUAAGCCCUUCUGGGACAGCUGCCCCCUCCAUCACCCUGCUGUACCCCACCAUUUCUCUUCAUGCUGUGCAGAGGGAACCCACUGCUGCCCUUUACAUGGUGCUCAAUUAUGAGCUAAGACUGCCAGAGCCGUCGGCUCAGCAGCAGGGUGGUGGCGACGCCAAUGAAGACGACGACUUCGACCCUGACAAUCAGCCAAUCACACAGCUGCGAUUCAUUCCUCAAAAUGAGGCAGAUUUGCAAGCGAUGUAUUCAGCAAUGAGCCAUGGACAAUCGCUUCACCCUGAUCCAGCAGACGAGGUGGAUGAUGAUGACCCAUACAUGGAUGGGGAGGAGUUCGAUGAAGGCGACGAGGAGUUCGAGGACGCGGAGGAGAGCACAGCGGGCGCGCCCGACGACGCCGCGCAGCGCCUGCGCACGCUGCGGAUCGACAACGCCAACGGGGCGCACUACGAAGAUGCCGAAGACUCGGAAAUCACCGAAGAGUGAUUCAACGUGGAUGUAUAGUUUAGUCUGCAUUCGCUUUAUUAAGUGUGAUUGUUUAGUUAAGCUCCCUGUUUUUUGUUACAUUUUGAUCUGAUGGUUGCUGUUCUUUAACAUUAUGAUAGAAGACUGCAAUGAUGUAACCCCAACCAGCCGUAAUCGCGUAAGGGGAUCACCAUUUUACGCGUUCUAGAGACACACUGUGUUCUUAACGAUAUUGGUACUGUAGCAUCUUACAGCCACAAGGAGUCUCUAAAACGGCUGCAUUCCAUUCACCAUUUACAUAAUACUUGUAAGUAUAUGUAUUUGCCAAGUUUUAUUGAAAUCGGUUAUCAGAAAAUGCGCGAGGCCGGAUUCAUCCCUUAAGUUUGCCACCUUUAGAAGUGGAAUUGUUUAUUCAAAUUUAAAUGGGACCAAUACUCAGGUACCCUCUUUCCAAUAAAAAGAAUCAUCGAAAUCAGUGCACAACUGCCAGAGUAACCGCGUAACAUUCAUACAAAAAAAUACAGCCCAAUCAAGAAUUCCUCCUUUUUUUGAAGUCAAAGUAAAGAAGAAGGAAACCGUUAAGGCACCGUGUAUCUCUGGGCCGCGUGACUGGUUAAUCAAGUGUAUCUGUCGUUUGUUAAACUUUUGAUAGAUAUUUAAUAGAAACUGGCAACACUGUCGGAAGUUUGACGUUGGUUUUUUGUCGUGACACCUAACGCCACAAUUUCAAAUUUUAACAGCAAGUUG
Hyposmocoma kahamanoa is the source of this 1378-nucleotide messenger RNA. RefSeq names its product methylosome subunit pICln (gene icln). Lineage: Eukaryota; Metazoa; Arthropoda; Insecta; Lepidoptera; Cosmopterigidae. The record is from RefSeq and is a predicted model, not a curated record. The transcript is spliced from 6 exons. Gene Ontology annotation, cellular component: cytosol; spliceosomal complex. Gene Ontology annotation, biological process: mRNA cis splicing, via spliceosome. The coding region runs from base 20 to 652 and encodes 210 amino acids.